ACUUGCAAUCCUCCUGCCUCAGCCUCCAGAGCUGCUGGGAUGACAGUGACCACACAAGCCUUCGUCACGCUGGCCACCAACGAUAUUUACUGCCAGGGGGCCCUGGUGUUGGGCCUGUCCUUGAGGAAUCACAAGACGACGAGGAAGCUGGUGGUGUUGAUCACCCCUCAGGUGUCCAGCCUGCUCAGGGAUGUCCUCUCACGGGUGUUCGAUGAGGUCACUGAAGUCAAUCUGAUGGACAGCGAAGACUACAUCCACCUGGCAUUUCUGAAGAGACCUGAGCUGGGGGUCACCCUCACGAAGCUCCACUGCUGGACCCUCACUCACUACAGCAAGUGCGUCUUCUUGGAUGCCGACACCCUGGUUCUGCACAACAUCGACGAGCUGUUUGACAGGGAAGAACUCUCCGCGGCCCCGGAUCCGGGAUGGCCCGACUGCUUCAAUAGCGGGGUGUUUGUCUUCCAGCCUUCCCUGGAGACCCACCAGCUCCUGCUGCAGCAUGCCACGGAGCACGGCAGCUUUGACGGCGCAGAUCAAGGCUUGCUGAACAGUUUCUUCAGUGACUGGCCGACGGCGGACAUCCAUAAGCAUUUGCCUUUCAUCUACAACCUGACCAGCAACGCAGCCUACACCUACAGUCCAGCCUUCCAACAGUUCGGCUCCAGCGCGAAGGUGGUGCACUUUCUGGGGUCCACCAAGCCCUGGAACUGCACGUACGACCCGCAGACUGGCUCCGUCUCGGAGCAGGGCGCGGGGUCCGGCCCCCGGCAGCACGUGACCUUCCUGAAUCUCUGGUGGAGGCUGUUCCAGGAGGGCGCGCGGCCUCUGUACCCAACCGCCUGUGCGCAGGAGAGACAGGGACCUGCGGGGCUCCGCCAGGCAGCGAAUCAAGUCAAAGGUGGCCCAGCUGAGUCGUCUUUGGAUCCGAGUCAGGAGGUCCCUGGGGAGCCCUGCAGAGACCCCGGUGCUCAGGAAACCCUGGAGGUCGAUGUGGCCGCCUCCGUCUCCAAGAUUUCCAUCCAGGAGAAGCUCAAGGAGCCCAGCCCCGAGGAGGAGAGGAAGAAGUGGGAGGAAGGUCGCAUCGACUACAUGGGGAAGGACGCCUUCGCGCGCAUUCAGGAGAAGCUGGACCGCUUCCUGCACUGA
Molecule: messenger RNA, 1146 nt
Organism: Marmota flaviventris (yellow-bellied marmot)
Lineage: Eukaryota; Metazoa; Chordata; Mammalia; Rodentia; Sciuridae
Source: RefSeq, a predicted model, not a curated record